This is a messenger RNA of Penaeus monodon (black tiger shrimp), 1915 nucleotides long. RefSeq lists its product as uncharacterized. NCBI's taxonomy places the organism in Eukaryota, Metazoa, Arthropoda, Malacostraca, Decapoda, Penaeidae. The transcript has 4 exons. The coding region runs from base 31 to 360 and encodes 109 amino acids. The record is from RefSeq and is a predicted model, not a curated record.
ACCGUUGUUUGUUUUGGUCCCGGCGGCGCCAUGAAGCUGGACGACGCCGCGUGCUUUUCCACCUCCGGUUCUCACAAAAGAAAGUGCGAGUUCGAGGCGGAUGACAGACGAGCGAAACGACCUCUGAUGCAGCCAAGGGUAGUAGUUGAUGUUGAUGUUCUACAAGCGCGUGUGCAACAGAACCGAAUUGGCUCCCAGAUGUUAGGUCGUAGAGGAAAUCAUGCUGUUAUGUACCCUAUUAAUUGUGACCCGAUUGAUGGGGUGUCACCCAACCUCCAUGCAAUGCAGGUGAACCGCACUGUCUGUGCUCGCUGUCUGCAGGGAGAACCGGGUCACUUCCGUCACAUCCUGGAGAAGUAAUCCAGAUCUCGGAACGGCUUUUUUCACAAGUACCUGCCCCCCUCCUCCCCCCCUUAAGUUAAGAUGCUGGCUUGUGCUCAGAGCAGUCAGCUUUCAACCUGAGUCACGGCCGAGUCAUAUGUCGAGUCAAGCUGGUAAUAGGGUCUUUAAAUUAAAAAAAGAAUAUAAUUAGAGAGAAUUCAAUAAAUAAGAACUAAGAACAAAUUACAACUAUGAUAAAGGAGUUGGAAGAUGAAAGGAAAGGAAAGGAAGAGGGACUUGGGUAACGUUGUGCAAUACCGGUGAAUUGCUCGAGUUUUUGACGAACCCUCACUUCUUGAACUCUUGCUUGUGAAUGCACGGCAAAUGAGAAACAAAAUAAUUGGGAAGUUGAACUGAGACGGGCAAUCAAGAGGCGAGAUUAAUCACACAAACGGGUCUUGUGAUGAAAACAUUUUUUUCUCCUCGUGAUCUCUUUGUAUUUUAACAUGUUUACGGUUUAUGCUCUUUUUGACUAUAAUAGGAGAGCUUUGAAGGUUGCAUAAUCGUUUAGUGUUUUAAACAUUUAUGUUUUUUGUUCAUGCACAACUUUACCUGGUUUCCACCAACGAAUCAAAUUUACUGGUCUCUGAACAGGUUAUUACCGUCAAGUAAUUAUUGUACAAGUAUCCAUAUAUAAACACAUUUUCCCCCUUUUUUUCUCGCCCCUUUUUUUCAUUACAAUAGUAUUCCUUAAGUUAUUUCACAAUGGCUGCUAUAGAUUUAGGUUUACAGAAGUUUUAAUUCUAGGUUUUGAAUAGCUUACGUGUAAUUGGUGGUGCGGAGCGUACGAGUGGCUAAACUGUUUGAAAGUAUGAGUUAUUGUGAAUUCAGUCUUAUAUUUUUGGUUUAGUUAGUAUUUACAAUUUACAUUUAUAUUUAAUAGUACCACUUUUGACUACUAUUAGGGAUGUCUGAAAAAAAUAUAUAAUACAAAAAAAGUAAUUUAACCAAAAGGGAAUUUGUUAGAUUAGGUAUUAUGUGUCAUUAUCUAUCAAAUAAGCAUUCUUUGCUGUCUCCAUAUGGUAUAUAACUAUAUAUAUCUGAUUUGGCCUGGUUUACAUAAUUCAGUAAUUUAUUUUACAUGUACGAUCUGAAAAGGGAGAGGGCUGGCUUGUGCUGUAUAAAAUUCAAGAGUAAAAGUCUGAAAGUCGAAAAGUCUGAAUUGUAGAAUUAAGUGCUAGUAUGAAUAGGACUUUAGGAAGUCUAUUUGGUUUUGAUUGGUGGUGAGGCAUUAUUAGAGACCUUUCAUUUUUCUCAUAUUAUGCCAGGUGGCAAUGUACAUAUAAAGAAUAAAGCUUUAUUAUCGAAGUUAUGAAGGUUGAAGUAUGACAGUGAAUUUAAAAGAUGUGAAUAUGGUGACCAAGCUCUAGCCCAAACCCCUUCAGAUCGGUAGGCUAAGUUGCUGUGUUUAGUUAAUGGAACUAUUGCUGCAUGUGCCCAGUCAGCCUCCAAAGGUACAAAAUCUACAUGCCAUUUUGUAAACCCUUAAUGGAUCACAAUCACGUUUCACAAAUAAAUAGUCCAGCAACAUCAA